Molecule: messenger RNA, 1311 nt
Organism: Macrosiphum euphorbiae (potato aphid)
Lineage: Eukaryota; Metazoa; Arthropoda; Insecta; Hemiptera; Aphididae
Source: the annotation of a GenBank genome assembly
AUGUGGUCUGUAGUAGAGUUCUUUGAUGAUAAUUCCGUUGAAGUGGUACCGGCCUAUUGGCUAAACAAAAAUACAUGCGCUUGGCCGAAAAAAAAUUCAAAAAAAUUCAUUCAGAAAAGGAUCAAACCAAAUGAAAUUGAGUUCGAUUUUUUAAAGGCUCGUAAAAUGGGAAAAGAUAGAGAUAGUUAUACUUUAGCAAGGGAAAAAGCUAAAAAGGCAGAGUAUACAUCCGACUUAUCAACAACACCAACCAAGCAAAAAUACAAUAAUAUGAAACCUACAUUAAAAACUAAAAAAAAAGAUAAAUGUCAACAAAAAGAAAAUACUGUUUUAUGGAAUCCAUCUUCAAGUGAAAGUAUUGUUGAUGACAAUUAUAAUACCAACAGAGAAUCAAAUUUAAGUCCUAUGGAUGAAAGUAUUCUAGUAUUAUCUGGUACGCCAAGUUCUCCAGCUAUACAGCUAAUCCCGACAAGAUUACCUUCACAAAUAUCUAAUAGUUCUCAAAGCACUGUUAUUGCCGUAAAAAAAAAAUUAAAUUUCAAUAAAACAAGUCAUUCUCCAAGUCCAAUUUCUACACCUGAUAAGACAACAAAAAUCACUGAUGAGAUUCUAGAGGGGAUUACACAUGUUAUUGAUGAAUCUUUCAUUGGUGUAGUCAACACAUCAUCAUCACCAUUUAAGGUUUCUGAUGCAUUUUAUGUAGAUACACAACAGUCAGCAUCCUUUUCCAAUGAACCACAAAUAUCAGCACCAAAUGGAAUACUUGAAUUUCUUCAAAAAAUGAAUAGAACGAUCUGUAAUAUAAAAUAUGAUAUUAAUUCAUUAAAUGAGAAGGUUGAUAAAAUGUAUGAUACUUUAUUAUUGGAACCAAGUCGCUUUGAUCAUUCAUCUACAGAAAAAAAUACUGAAGAUAUAUUCCAAAUGGAACUAUCAAAUCUUCCAUUGGAAACAGAAGAUGAGCUGGAGGAAUUUGAAAAAAAACUUACAGCCAAUAAAGAAUUUAGAAUGAAACUGAUUGCAGAGCUCAAACGUUUUUCACGUAGCACAUUGCCCAGUACUGUGCGUAUUAUAUUAAGAAAAAUUUUUACAGAUGCAUUGCUUGAAAAGUUUAGCUACAAGGGUUUGAAAAAAAAGAAAGUAUUCUAUACCUUGGCUAUAUGUACAGUAAUUUUUGAUGCAAUAAAACAAAUGAAAAAAUUCAAAUUAAGCGAUGCUGUGGAUAUUGAGACACCCAUAAGAACAUUUAUUUCUGGAGCUAAAUUCCGGGAACCAAAGAAAAAUCUACCUAUUUCUAAUGAACUAUCAUCUUAA